AUUUACCAAAAUGUACCUCCUGAACCCCGGCUCUAUGUAUAAACUAACAGUAAUGAAUAUGACAACAGCUGCAAUAGAGCAAACCGAUGCAAUAUUCCGAGCCGCAUUGAUUUUCGAGUGGAUCCUUAUCAGUAUAGGCUUCGGGGAAACUAUGCUUCUUUGGUAUUUGCUCCGAUAUACUAACCAGUACCAUCGGAACUUGGCGAUGAUCGUCGAGCAACUCCCCAAUCAAUAUUUCCCGUCACUACUGGCAAGAAUGUACAUGAUAUAUAAACAGUUGACGAUUUCUAAUACAGCUGAUCUAAUCGAAGACCAGGGCUUCCUUUUCGCAGUUUGGCUCCGAAAUUCUCUACUUUUUGUGGCAUUUUAUUUUGCUCCGUUUCCAGUUAUAGAACGAUGUUUUGCAACUUUGUACAUGCACGACUAUGAAACAAAUAAACGGCGAUGGAUAUCGUAUCUUUUGAGUACAAUUUUAUACAUUUUCGCGAUAACCUCCGCGCAAUUUUUCAUCUUUGGGUCUUCAAAUCGCGAAAUUCACAUUUUUCUGAUUACCGGCUUCAAUUUGAUCGCUUUUGGGUUAACAUUUGUCAUGGAGCGAUACAACAAGAAGAGGUACUCGAAAUUGCGGAAAAAUGUAAAUUCCGACUAUUCGUUGAGUGUGAGAGCACAAUUAUCGGAGAAUAUCAAUAGUACUCUGCCGUUCAAAGUGAUGUGCUUCUCGAUCGCCUUUUUUGCCUCGCUGUGCACUUCUAUGCUCCACGUGGACGAGUGGACCGAGUCGCAGACGAUACGAAAUUGGGUUUAUAUGGCUUUCAAUUUUAGCUGCUGGUCGUAUGGUACUUUGGUACCAUUCUUCAUGCUGGCCUACAAUCCGCUGUGGCAGAAGGAGUUGAGACGAUUGGGAGGAAAGUUCUGCUGCUGCCUAUGCCCGGCCAAUCGAAUCGGAGCCGACCAGACUGGUCGCAAACGGCCACCCACAAAAGUCAAAGACACUUUUGGCAAGAACUGCAACGUGGAAGACGCGGAGCACACGACAAUCUAUUUCUCACAGCUCAACGCCGACUGGAAUGCUCCCACCGAGCAAAAAAAGCGACGGGAACGGAAAAACGAGAGGUUAUCAAUUUCCGAUGCUCAAGCUCAAUCUGUUAUCACUUCAAGAUCGAUAUCCAAUCAUUCUGUUGUUAUUUGAUUUCUUUUUUUUUGAGAUAUAUAAAACAAAACUUAAAAUA
This is a messenger RNA of Caenorhabditis elegans, 1229 nucleotides long. It is a transcript of the gene sre-5, whose product is annotated as Serpentine Receptor, class E (epsilon). Gene Ontology annotation, cellular component: membrane. Bases 11 to 1189 code for a protein of 392 amino acids. Gene Ontology annotation, biological process: sensory perception of chemical stimulus. The record is from RefSeq and is marked reviewed. The transcript has 6 exons. NCBI's taxonomy places the organism in Eukaryota, Metazoa, Nematoda, Chromadorea, Rhabditida, Rhabditidae.